AUGGAGUCAAAUACUAGUAUUAUAAAUGAACAAUUAAUCGACGAUUUCAUCAAUCAAGAAAUCCAACAAGGCUUUCCCGGUGCUGCCCUUGUUGUAGUUCAACAUGGUCAAAUACUUAAAGAGACUGUCUACGGUCAUAAACUAAAAUACGAUGAAAAUGAAACACUUCUUGCUGAACCACAACUACUAACAUUGGACACAAUGUUUGAUCUAGCAUCGUUGACGAAGAUGUACGCAACAAAUUAUGCUUUGAUGCAAAUGGUUGAACAAGGAAAACUGAAUGUCGACGAUCCAAUCAAUAAAUAUUUACCAGAAUAUUGUGGAUGUAAUCCUGAAAAUGAAUAUCGCGAAACAAGGCUAGUUCGAGAUUUGUUAACACACACAGCGGGUUACGCUUCAAGUAUUGAAUUUUACGAUCCAAGCAAAGUGCCAUCAGAUUUAUAUUCACUAGAGAAACAUCGAACUGAAGAAAUCAUCUUGACAAAAGUCGGAUUCGAACGAUCAAGAGGUGCUGGUCAUUUACCGGUUUAUUCGGAUAUUGAUUAUAUGCUCUUGGGUAUACUGGUCGGACGUAAUAGCGGAAUGUCCAUUGAUGAAUAUGUGAAGAAGAAUAUAUAUCAACCGCUAGGUUUAGCACAUACAUUAUUCAAUCCACUUAAACAAGGACAAUAUCACAAAUCUGAUUUUGCUGCGACGGAAGUGAAAGGAAACACGCGUGGUGGUAGUAUAACUUUUCCUCAUGUCUGCACACAUGUCUUACAAGGGCAAGUUCAUGACGAGAAAGCUUAUUAUUCUCUCAAUGGUGUUGCAGGACAUGCAGGUCUGUUUUCUAAUCUACACGAUAUGGCUAUACUUUGUCAAAUUAUGUUAAAUAACGGUAUAUAUGGUAAUAUUCGGUUUUGGAGCAAACAUGUCCAAGAUCUUUUUGUUAAACCGUAUGAAGGCGACCCAUCGUAUGGAUUGGGAUGGCGGUUGAAUCGAAAUAAGUCCUUAAAAUGGUUUGGUUUGCAUGCAUCUGAAGAUGCCUAUGGUCAUACAGGAUGGACAGGCAAUUGUUCGGUUAUUGAUCCCAAAUAUUCAUUGGCAAUUGUUCUGCUGACAAAUAAACGACAUACGCCAUGCAGGAACGGAGUGUUCGAUGGUGAAAAAUAUGAAACUGGAAAAUAUGGUCAAAUCAUGACAUUAGUCUAUGAAGCUUUGUCAUUAGAUAAACAGUCUCAUAUAAUGGAAUAA
Molecule: messenger RNA, 1233 nt
Organism: Adineta ricciae
Lineage: Eukaryota; Metazoa; Rotifera; Eurotatoria; Adinetida; Adinetidae
Source: the annotation of a GenBank genome assembly